AAAUCUAUACAGGAUGGCCUAAGAGCAGCCGAAUGUAUGGAGGUGUCCAGUAAUGAACUAAACGACAUAACAGAACCCGCUGAAGCCCCUCAUGGACAGGCAUCAGUAUCAUUCACAACUAAUAUCAUUGCAAACGUAAUGGAAACAACUACACACGAAAAUGUAGAUAACAUUACUGUACAUAGUGAACCCACAGAGCGGUUCGCUAAAUUAACACAAUCUAUGUUCGAUAUGUAUGAAGAAUCUAUGCCACUCGUACGAGAAGAUGCUGAAACACUUGCACACACAACUCCAAUUUUCGUCACCACAUUCGAAACAUGUACAGAUGAGAAACAAACAUUCAUCAAAUCCAAGAACAAGAAACUCAUUAAAUCACAAGGUAUGAUUGUGGAGGAAAUCUUGAGCGACGAAGACGUCACUCCGAUUCCUCCAUCCCUGCCAGCUGUUCACAUCGAAGAAGUUGACGAACAUCUUUUCCCUGAAGACGCUUCAACACCGUACAGAAUACAAACAGAACCCGAAGAAACAGCCAUGAUCAGUCAAGAGCCAGUAUCCAAACAUAAACUGUCUAAGAAAAAACAAUUACACACACUCAUACAAGAACAAGUUGAAGAUCUUCCUUUGGAGGAAAUUGAAACAAUUCCAUCAGUCGAACAAGAAAUUGCAGAAGCUUUGACAGAAAAGUCGAAGCGUAGGGUCAUCAAAAAGAAAAGGGUUGAUACUAGGGUGGCAGGUGAUGAAACCGUAACCACAGAAAAAGAAUCGGUCGAGCCUUUACAGAUUGAAACGAUUACAGAAGUUACUGGAAUUGAAAGUCAAGUUCCAACAAUACUUCAGGAACAUGAGCUAUCACAAGUACCAGUAGUGGAAAGCAUGCCGGAAGAUGUACAAGUCAUUGAACGAAUAUCAGAAGACGGCGAAAGAAAAACAUCAGUAAUCAAAAAACGUAUAAUCAAGAAAAAAUCAGUUGGAAGAGAAGAGUUGAUUGAAAUAAAAACUAUUCAGGAAGACAACAAGGCUCCUGAAACGACCAUAACAAUUACAGAGGAAGAUGUAUCUACAGAACCAAGUGUUCUAGAAGAUAAACCAAGACCAAAGCGAAAGAAGGUUACGAAAAUUAAACCAAAGGAUGACACAGAUGAGAUUAUCGAACGACUCUUAAACUUGGAAGUGAAAAAAACGGAAUUGGAGCAAUACGAGAAAGUGGAAGUGGAAUUCGGAAGGAAGCCGAUGAAAUUGGAAACAGUUGCAGUAGAGGAACAUCCAGAAGUGGAAGAAAAGGUGCAAACAGUGGAAGGAGAAGUAACAAGACAGGUGGUUAAAAAGAAGGUUAUAAAGAGAAGGUUGGGUCCAAAAUUGGAAGUCACUGAAAUUGUUACAACGCAGCAAGAUGGCAAAGAACCUGAAAUAACUGAAACUAUCAGUGAAGAAAUAAUAGCUGAGCCCUUUGAAGCAGAGCAGUUUGUCGAAACUCCUUCUUGGGAGGAAGAAAUCCCAGAACAAGUUGAUGUAAAACAGACGAUUUCAGAAACAGGAGAUGUCAUGACUGAAGUUUUCAAAAAGAAAGUGUUGAAGAAGAAGGUUAAGAUGUUGAAACCAGAGCCAGUCGAGAUGCCAGAAGAGGAAGUUGACGAGUUGCUUAUAAUUCCUGCUCAACCAGAACAAAUCAUGAUUGAAGAACUUCCAGAAAAGAUUCAAGUUGUUGAGACCAUAACAACUGAAGGUAAACCAAAAAAGCAUAUUACGAAAACAAAGGUAAUCAAGAAAAGAACUGGUGACAAGGUAGAAGAAGUUCAAGUGGUGACAGUUCAAGAGGAUGAUAAACCAGCGGAAACUACAAUUACGUUGUUAGAGGAAGCAGUUCAGGAACCCGUUGGUCCUGAUGCACUUCAAACGGAUAAACCAAAGCCAAAGAAAAAGAAGAUUAAAACAAUUAAGAAAACGGGUGAUGAUACAGAUGACAUAAUUGAAAAGCUCUUGAAUCUGGAGGUGAAGAAAACCGAAUUGGAAACUUACGAAAAGAUUGACAUUGAGCCAACGCGAAAAACGAAGCAGGUCGAAGAGGUUAUUCUGGAACCGGUGCAAACUGAACCUCAAAACAAAGAACAAAUGCAAAUGGUGAUCCAGGAAAUGCCUGAACAAAUGGAAAUUAUUGAAACUUUAACCGAUGAAGGUAAACCACGAAAGCAAGUGAAGAAAACUAAAGUCAUUAAGAAGAAAAUCGGUGACACUGUGGAAGAAGUUUUGAUCACUACUGUACAAGAACACGAUAAGCCUGCGGAAACAACGAUAACAGUUGUUGAGGAAGUAGCCGAGUCUGCUCCUACUGAAGAGGAUAUUCAUCCACAAGAGAAACCUAAAAUCAAGAAAAAGAAAAUCAAGACGGUAAAAAAGACAACAGAUGAUAUGGAUGACAUAAUUGAACGAUUACUCAAUUUGGAGGUUAGAAAGACAGAACUUGAAAAAUACGAACGAGUUGAUGUAGAAUUCAAACCAAGAUCAAGAAAAGUGGAGGAAACAUGCGUUGAAGAGUUUCCUGAAACUGUAACAAUUGAUACCGCUGAGGAUGGCUCUGAAUUGAAGAAAGUGACUAAACGAAAGCUGAUUAAGAAAAAGAUUGGUAAGAAGGAACAAACAACAGAGCUAGUAACUGUAAAAACGGAUGACUCUGAACCGACAACUACAGUCACUAUAACUGAGGAGGAUCUUCCUUACGAACAACCUGAAGAGUUCAUUGUAGAACAAAUACCAGCAGAAACUGCCGUUGUAGAAGAGCUUCCAGAAGAAAUCAUGGUAACGGAAAUAAGCACAGAGGUAGGAAAACCGCGAAAACAAAUCACCAAAAAGCGAACAUUGAAGAAACGAACUGCGGACAAAGAAGAGCUGGUAGAGGUUGUCACCGUACAGGAGGAUGACAAAGAGCCAGAGACUACAGUUACCAUAACGGAAACGGAACCCGAAGCAGAAGAACCGAUGACUGUUGAACUGUUAACAGUUGAACAAAUACCGUCCGACAAGAAACCGAUCGCGAAGCCAAAGCCAAAAAAGAAGAAAGUAAAAACAAUAAAAACUUCAGAGGCAGCAGAUGACAUCAUAGAAAAGCUGCUCAACUUAGAAGUGAAGAAAACUGAACUAGAGAAGUACGAACGCAUUGAUGUAGAGUUCAAGAAAAAACCAACACUUACCAGAGAAAUUUCUAUCGAGCAACCAACAGCGAGUGUAGCUGAGGUUAUAGAACUCGAAAUAACAAAAGCUAAAGUAAAAACAGUUAGAAAACCAAAAGAGAGUAAAAUCGAUAAAGUUGAGGAAACUGUUGAAUCGAUGCCUUCUCAGUUUGCUGUUGAAGAACCUCAACAAAAAGUGGAUAAAGAAAUAGAAUUCACUGAAACGAUCAUACCGCGAGUUGUUGAGGAAAUGCAAGACGACAAAACAUUACCCGAUGGUACAAAACAGGUCACAAUAAGCCCAAAGAUUGUCAAGAAAAAGAUCUCUAAGGGCAAAAAAGAGCUAAAGGAAGAAAAAGCAGAAGAACAGGAACCAUCUAUUCCGUCGAUUGUUGAAUUUGAGGACAUUGUUUCGACUGAUGAGCUACCAGCAGAACAAGUUAGAGAGUUUGUUUUCGUGAAGCCAGAGCAACAAGAAGCAAUCAUCGAAGAAUACUCCUUCGAAACACAAACUUACGAGGAGAAAUCUCUAAAACAAGUACAACGGUUGCAAAAAGAUCAUACUGAACAAGAGGAAAGAACUGAAAUCAAAAAGACUCCUAAGAAAAUAAAAAAGAAGAUCAAGAAAUCUGGUCCAUCAGAAGAAGAUGAAGCAUUAGAACGACUACUCAACUUAGAAGUGGAGAAAACACAGCUGGAGGAAUAUGAAAAAAUAGAACUGGAAGCCAAACCUAAGCUUGAAAAGCCCAAACCUAAACUAGAACCAAUACGAAUUGAGCGAAAAGAACAGAAGGCUACUAAGCUGCAGAUAACUGAAACAGAAGACCAGCCACAAAUGAUAAAACUAAAGAAAGUCAAAGUACCCGGCAAAAAAGAAAUUGAAGAGGUGGUCGUACCAAAAGUACUUCUGAAGAGCAGAAUGAUGAUGGUUCAAUAUCCCCCAGCUGUUCAGUACCCUCAAAUAAGCACAAUUGUCACUAAGAAGGGCAUUGGGGAGCUUGCAAGGGUUAAUGAAGAAGAAGAGAAAAUUAAAUUGAAGAAAAUCAAGAAGAUAAAAACUACCAAACGCGAUAAGCUGGAGUUGGAGCAGGUUGAUCUUCCAGAGUAUGAGGAGGAAGUAUCGGAGGAAGAACAAAAACCCGAAGAGAAGGAAAAAUAUCAAAGGAAACAAAAAGAAAAGGUCGACGAAGAACCACAAGUCAAGACGUUGAAGCUAGGAAAAGGCAUAGUUAAAAAAGAUGAACCGGUUGAAGAAACGAUAACGCUUAAGAAAACGCCAAAGAAACCUAAGGAAGAUGUUGAAGCAGAAACGACAUCAGUCAAGAAACCUAAGCAGAAACCAGAAUUAAUUGAACAUGAUAAAGAACAUAAACAUGUACAAAAACCAACCUUUAGUCCCACAGAAAUACCAGAUGUUGAAGUUGAGCUAGAAGAAUAUCGGCAACCUUCGCCUGUUCCAGAUGUUCCUGAAGAGGAAACGCCUCAUAAAAAGAAACGUUCAAAGAAACCGAAGGAACCCAAAGAAGAUGAAGUACCAGAAAGACCUUUGAUAAUGGGUAAAGGUAAGAAACCCGAGGAAAUACCCGAAGAAGAUGUGAAAUUUAGAAAACCCUCUCCAAAGAAGCCUGAAGAAGAAGCUGAUCAGAUCAAACUCAAGCCAAUUCCAAAGCCGGAAGCAGAUACUGAAGUGAAAGAAAAACAUGCCGAUAGAGAUCUAGGACUUUCUGAACCGGUGCAGAAACCGGAUCAACCCGAAGAGGAAAUGAUCACCAUUGUAACGAAGAAGAAGAAGAUUUUGAAGAAAAAAUCAUCAAAAGAAAUGUCAGAUAAGGAACCUACUGAAGAAGCUGUUUAUGAGGAACUUCCCCUUCAGACUGCAGAAGAUGAAGAAAUUUUAGAAGAAACGCCUAACACUGUGAAGCUUACUGAAGAACAUGUUGUUGAGUGGGAAAAACCACUAGAAAUAUCAGAAGAACCUAAAUCACAGGCGACUGUUGAACAGUUGCCAGACCAGGUAGAAAUGAAGGAAAUAAUAACUGCAGAAGGGGAACAUCAGAAGCAAGUAAUCACUAAGAAAGUAAUAAAAAGGAAACGACAAGACAAAGAAGAGGUUAUUGAGGUCGUUACCGUUCAAACUGGUGAUAAGGCUCCUGAGACAACAGUUACAGUUUGUGAAAGCUCCCCAGAAGAAUCAACCCCUCAGAUGCCUACAAAAUCCAAGGUCCGCGUUAAGAAGGUUAAGGUUUCAAGUAAAAACGACGACCUAGAUGAAAUUGUCCAAAGACUGCUGGAUCAAGAAAUAACCAAAACCGAAUUAGAGCAAUAUGAAAAGUUCGACUUUGAAGCAACAAGAAAACCAAAACCAGAACAGCAACAACAGGUUGAAAUUGUUCAGAAACCAAUCGUCAAAAAGUCAAAACAAAAAGAAAUCAAGCAACACGAAACCCUUUCAUUACAAGAAACACCAACAGAUAUAUCAGAUACUCUAGAACCCACGCCAAUCGAGGCACAAACACCCGACACACUAUACACAACUAUUAUCGAAGAAAAGCCGAGAAUCAGUGCCGAUACAAUCGAACUGAAGGAAGAUGUGUUUGAAACGACAGACUUCGUAGCGGAACGACCUGCCACCGAGGAGUUAUCGCCAGUUGAGAUCCAGGAUGUCACUGUACAACCUGUGGUACAGAAGAAACCCUUAUUGGAAGCUGCACCGAAGGAAGAAGCCUUUGAGCAACAUAUCGAGGAAGUAACUGAGGUUUCUAUGGCCCCUCGUGAUGAGGUACAGAUUUCUGCCACCGAUAUUCUGUCGAGAGCAACCGAGAAGCCUUUGGUCAGUAAGGCCAUGCUAGAAGCUGCACCAAAGGAAGACACAUUCGAACAGCAUGUCGAGGAAGUAUCUGAAGUUUCGAUUGCCGAUCGUGAUGUGGUACAGAUUACUGCUACAGAUAUUCCGUUGGAAGCUAUUGAAAGGCCCAUGGUGAGCAAAGCACUGCUGGAAGCUGCUGCAAAGCAAGAAGCAUUUGAACAACUUGUUGAGGAAGUAUCGGAGGUAUCAAUUGAAUCUCGUGAUGUAGUACAGAUCGAUGUCACUGACAUUCCAUCGAAAGCUAUCGAAAAGCCCAUGGUAAGCAAGGUAAUACUGGAAGCAGCACCAAAGGAAGAAGCAUUCGAGCAAACUGUAGAGGAAGUAUCUGAAGUUUCGAUUGCUGCUCUUGAUGUGGUACAGAUUGCUGCCACAGAUAUUCCAUCGAAAGCUAUCGAGAAGCCCAAAGUGAGCAAAGCAGUGUUGGAAGCUGCUCCAAAGGAAGAAGCAUUCGAGCAACUUGUCGAGGAAGUAUCUGAGGUUGCAAUCGCUCCUCGGGAUGUGGUACAGAUUGCUGCCACCGAUAUACCAUCGGAAGCUAUCGAAAAACCUUUAGUCAGCAAAGCUGUUCUAGAAGCUGCACCAAAAGAAGAGGCCUUCGAGCAACCUUUGGAAGAAACUACCACCGUCCCUGAACUUUCCAUGGAUAAACUUGAACUGCAAGCAGUUGAAGUGCCUGAUCUUAUCACUGAGAAACCAAAAAUUCGCAGGAAACCUCUCUUGGAGGCAGUCCCGAAGGAAGAACUAUUGGAGCAACUAGCAGAAGAAACUUCUGAUGCUACUACAAUUCAAAUGGAACAAGUUCAGCUAUCCGCCACAGAUAUUCCUCAUGCUGCAGUAGAGAAGCCAAAGGUUCAAGCCAAACCGACAUUGACAGCUGCCGCCAAACAAGAGUUACUGGAGCAAGAAACCGAAGAAACGGACAAUGUUCCAUCACUAUCCUUGGAUGAAAUGCUUCCUCAGGCAGUGGAUGUAACCGAUCAAGCCACUGAGAAACCCUACAUUCACGGAAAGCCAUUGCUUGAAGCGGCUCCAAUCGAAGAACAGCUGGAUCUUAGUAUUGAAGAAGCAGAUACAGUUACUUCUCUCUCGUUGGAUGAAGUACAAGUUGCUCCUACUGAUAUACCCGACGAGGCAACCAAAAAACCGAAAAUUCAAGAGAAACCAACCUUAGCUGCUGCUCCAGCAGAAUCUUUGCUCGAGCAGAAAACAGAGGAAACUGAAAUAGCUCCAUCUCUAUCGUUGGAUGGAGUUAAGGUGUCUCCAAUUGAAGAAUCUCUUGCUGCUCCGGCUGAGCAAGUCCAGAUUACUCAACAGGUUGACGUACAAGUUGCUCCAGAACCAACAAAGAAGGCCAAGACCAAAGUUACCAAGGUCACCAAGAAAACCAAGAAAUCCAUUGAUGACGACGAAGAACUGCAACGUUUGCUGAAUCUGGAAAUCGAGAAAACGGAACUCGAGAUAUAUGAAAAGGUUGAUCUGGAAGCCAAGGAGAAGAUCAAACCAGAAAAGGGUGAGCUAGUCAAACUAGAACCUAUCAAAAUAGAACGAAAAGAACAAAAACCAACCAAACUUGAAAUCACAGACACACCUGAACCACAAACAGUCAAAUUGCGUAAGACCGUCAUACCAGAAAAGAAAGAGAUCGAAGAGGUCACUGUUCCGAAAGUAUUACUGAAGAGUAGAGUCGUACAGGUUGAAUAUCCACCGGAGGCACAAAAGCCGAAAAUCGUCCAAUUGGAAACCAAGCAAGGCGUUGGCGAACUCUCUAGGAUCGAAGAGGAGGAGGAUGAACGUAAAGUAAAGAAAAUCAAGAAGGUCAAGGUAAUAAAGAAAGAAAAACCCGAACUAGAAGUGCUGGAUAUCGAAAAAUUCGAAAAAGAACCAACAGUGCAGGAAGAGAAGGAAGAAGAAAAGCCCAAAUACCAACGACAGAUUAAAGAAAAACCCGUUGAAGAAACUGAAGAGAGAACUCUUGUUCUGGGCAAAGGUAAGCUUAAGAAAGAGGAAGACGAAAUCGAAGAAGUCAAACUGAAGAAAACACCAGUCAGACCGAAGGAGGAAGAGGAAGUAGAAGCAGUUAUAAAGAAAAAGAAAGAAGAAAAACCGACUGAAGAUGAAAUAAUUAAAAAACAGAAGCAUGUUGAAAAACCUACCUUUACUCCUACUGAUAUUCCGGAUGUUGAAACAGAACUGGAACCAUACGAAAAACCUGUUCCAGAACCAAAAGAAAAACCAGUGAAAGAACCGAAAAAACCCAAGGUUCCCAAAGAGCCAAAGGUCCCAGAAGUUCCUGAGGAACCAGAGCACAAAAUUGUCCUCGGCAAAGGCAAGUUACCUGAGCCAGAACCAGAACCGGAGGUUAAAUUCCGCAUCCCUGUUGGUAAGAAACCAGAAGAAGAACUGGAAGAAAUAAAACUUAAGCCUUUCAAGAAACCUUCACCAGAAAAAGAACCCACAGAAAGAGAUGCCGACCGGGAUAUGGCUCUUCCAAAACCAAAGGAAUAUCCGGAAGAACCUGAUGCUGAAAUCACAAUCAAAAAGAAAAAAAGGAAGGUUCCAAAGGAACCAGAAGCUCCUACACCGGUUGAAGAAAUUCCGGAGCCUUCACCUGUACCAGAAGAACCCACUAAGCCGGCUGAAGUGCCACAGGAAGAACCUGAAAUUGAAAAACCAGCCCGUAUAGAGGAGGUUACAAAACCAAAAGAACUUCAACUUGAACAACCGAGUGAGAUGGUUACUCCAAAGGUAGUGGAGGAAACUACUGAGGACAUCAUGGCUCCAGUUGUUGUCGCUGAAAAACCUAAAGAAAUUGAAACAGAGCCUCUUCAAGAGCCCGAGGUAACACAACCCGAAGUGCGCGAAGUCAAAGAAGAGAAGAAAAAGAUAAUAAAGAAGGUUAAGAAACCUAAAGCUAAACCUGAUGAAGAUGAAGAACUGCAACGGUUGCUCAAUCUGGAAGUGGAAAAGACUCCACUGGAACAGUAUGAGAAGGUUGAACUGGAACCGAAGGAAAAAGAGAAGCCAGCACCGGAGAUUAAGCCAGUUGAAGUUCCAAAACCUCAGGAAGAAGUUAUUGAGCCAGAGCCAAAGCCGGAACCAGUGGUCCAAAAGGCGAAAAUCGUGGAACAAGAACCAAUCCCCGAGCACGUGACUGCAGACACAGCCGUAGAGGAGCCCGUAGUAGAAGAAAUCGUGCCAAGUGAAGUCAAGGUUGAGCUAGCAAGCGUGGAGGAAGAGAUGCCUAUUGAAGUCAUACAAGAUAUUCCAGCACCAGUUGUCGAAGAACAACCGGUGGAACCAGAAAAACCUGUCAAGAAACCGAAAGAGAAGAAGGUUAUAAAGACAGUUGUGAAGAAACCGAAGAAGGCAUCCUUGGAGGACGAUGAGCAACUCCAAAAACUGCUUAAUCUUGAAAUCGAAAAAACGGAGUUGGAGAAAUAUGAAAAAGUAGACAUUGAAAUUGUCAAAAAACCAAAGACGGUUGAGGAAAUAGUUGUUGAACAAAAACCAGAGGAACCUAAAGUAGAAGAUGUUCCGGAAGAGGUAGUAUUCAAGCCUAAGCCCAAAGAUCGAGUAAUCAAACCGGUUGAAGAGGAAGUGGAAGUAGACUUCAAACUGAAAAGAAAGCCUCGUUUGCCAGAACAACCACAGGAGAUCGAAGAGAGCAUAACGCUUAAGCCAACUCCUCAGAAAUCUGAAGAACCAGUUAGCGUGGAACGAAUUAUUAAAAUAGAAGUGGAACGUCCAGAACCGGUUGUCAUUGAAGAAGCUGAUGAAAUAACAAUUCAGAGGGAGGAGGACAUCGAAACCGUGGAACCUCUGGUGGAAGAACCUGCCGACGAGUUUAUCGUUCCCGAAGAGGUUGUGCCGAUCCAACCAAUCCAAGAAGAAAUCUCUGUAGCACAGCCAUUGAUUGAAGAUGCUGUGCUUGAGCUACCUUCAGAAGAAACUCCUGAAGUUGUUGAAUCGGUCCCUAUCCAACCAAUCGUAGAAGAACCAACUCCGGUUGUACCAUUGCGUAAGGUGUCCCUCAAACCUGUACCUAAACCAGUUGUGGAAGAAGAGAAACCGAAGGAAAAGCCUAAGAAAAAGACCGUGGUGGUCAAAAAGAAAAAGGCAAGCUUGGACGAUGAUGCCGAGCUCCAACGGUUGUUAAAUCUUGAAGUCGAAAAGACAGAACUGGAACAGUACGAAAAGGUUGACGUUGAUUUCAAAAAACGAGAAAAGUUGAAAAUCACCCAGCAACCGCAGCCACAACAAGCUGUCGAGUCUACGAUUGAAGAGGAGCAAACCAUUCAACUUAAGCCCAGGAAGAAGAGUGUAAAGCCUUCGGUUGAAACUAUUGAAGAAACAGAGGUUGCAUUUAAACUGAAACCGAAGAAAAAACCGGAAGAACAAGUAGAAGAUGCUACAGUAACUCUAAGAAAACAAAAACCAAAGGUAGUCGAAGAGACGGCCGUUGAAGAAAUCAUCAGGCUGAAGCCAGUGGUUCAGAAACCAGAAGAAGUAGAGGAAGUUGAAGAAAGCAUCAAGCUACAAGCCAAACCGCAACCUUAUGUAACGGAUGAAGCUGAAGCUUCACUGAAAAUUGUAAGAGAAGCAUCUCCAGAGGAAAAACCGAAGAAAAAGGUAGUCAAGAAAAAGAAGGAAGAUGAUGUUGAUGAGAUUACUAAGAAACUGUUGGAAAUGGAUGUACCAAAGACUGAGCUAGAAAAAUACGAAAAAGUCGAUGUUGACUUCACGAAGAAACCGAAGGAGGUUGAAAAAGUGGCACCAGCUCCAGCUGAAGAAGUUGUUGAGCAUGUUGUCAUACGUAAACAGCGACCACGUCCUAAGCCAGCAUUCCGAAGAGAAGUUCUCGAUGAGGAAGAAGUAAGAAUCAAGAAAAUUAAAAAAGUCCGUCAACCGAGACCUGUCUUCAAGGAUAUUGAACCGCAUACAGUAACAUUCCAACCAAAGCGUGUCAAACAUAUCGAAGACAUUGAGCAGGAGUUCAAGAUUCAACUAGAUUCAUAUGCUCGAGAGGAGAUAUCGAUGACGGGAAGAGUAAAACUACCCGCUCCGUAUAGCUACGGUGAAGAAACUGGUGAAGCACAUAUAACCAUUAUCAAAGAAGUUAACGAAGAUGAUGAGGUUGUGUAUGAAGUCAUCUACGACGAUAGUGAAGUAGAUGUCGAAGAGGAUGAGUAUGAUCGCUAUGAAGAAGAAGAUGCCGAACACGUGGUCCUAGAGCUUCGCAAACGCCGCCAAAAGCUUGAGAGUCUCAUCGUGCACCAGGAGGAAGAAAUUUCGAUCGACCUGACCCGCCGCAAAUCGCAAGUCACACACGAAGAAGAAUCAUUCACACUGAAACAACAGAAGAAGUCAUUGGCAACAUACUCUGAAGAAACUGCGUCGUUGAAGAUUAUUCGCGAAGAAGAAGCCAAUGAAAUGUACUGCAUCCAACCUGUAGAAGCGGAGAAUGAAGAAGCGAUCCACUUGGUAGAAGGCGAAAAAGUCUACGUGAUCGAUCGCAGUAAUCCCGAGUGGUGGUUCGUCAAGCGGUCCUGGAGUGAGGAGCGUGGCUUUGCCCGACGGGAACUUCUGAUGGAUGCCGUCACCUAUCCCCAAUACGUGCAAAAGACUCUCAACGAAAAGAUUGACAAAUUGCCGAUCUUUGAGAAACCGGCUCCCAGCGAGAAACCACAGGCGCCGAAGAUCAUUGAAAAGCUACAGCCCAUCACCACUCAGGAUGGCUACACGGUGCAGUUUGAGUGCAAGGUCGAAGGCUAUCCUCGUCCGCAAAUUACUUGGUUCCGACAGACGGCAGUUAUCAAGCCAUCGCAAGAUUUCCAGAUCUACUACGAUGACGAUAACGUAGCUACGUUGAUCAUCCGCGAAGUAUUCCCAGAAGAUGCUGGAACCUUUACCUGUGUUGCUAAGAAUAUUGCCGGUUUUGCAUCAAGCACCACAGAGCUGAGCGUAGAUUCAUUCACGUCCGAUCAUGGAUCUGAAGUGGCUACCCUAUCGCGUAAGAGUAUGUCUCGUGAAUCGUCACUUGCUGACAUUCUGGAAGGUAUUCCUCCGACCUUCUCUCGCAAGCCGAAAGCGCAAUAUGUCGACGUAGGAUCAGAUGUGUUGUUGGAAUGCCGUCUUGUUGCUAUACCUGAACCGGAUAUUCAUUGGUUCUAUAACGGCACUGAAAUCACCACAAAGGGCAAUAUCGAUGUGGUUGUUGAAUCCGAUAUGCACAUGUAUUGCACAGUUGUUCAAAUACGGAAUAUCGACAAGAAACAGGAAGGUUCUUAUCAGGUCGUAGCUCGUAACCGUGAAGGUGAAUCGGCACUAGAUAUCACCGUAAAGGUCAAGACCGGAGUCCUGGAACCUCCACAGAUCCUUGAACCUCUCAAGAGCAUGAGCAUUCGCCAAGGAGAAACUGUAAUGUUGUCGACACAAAUUGUGGGUAACCCAACUCCUGAGGUUCAGUGGUUCAAAAACGGUGAAGUCCUUAAAACACCAACUCAAGCAGACAAAAACAUGUACACCGUUACCCUGCUUUCACCUACUCAUGAAAAUGCUGGUGAAUACACUGUCAAGGCCAAGAACGCUGCUGGCACUGUAGAGACGACCGCAUUCUUAACAGUGGAUGAAUCAAACGUAGGAAAUCCACAAGCUCCACUCUUCCUGGAACGAUUUGAAGAGCAAAGUGUCCCACAAGGCGGUACUAUCAAACUACCAGCUAAGGUAUCCGGCAAUCCAGUUCCAGAAAUUCUCUGGCUACGCAACAACAAUACACUCUUGACAUCUAAGAAGGUUAAGCAAGCCUACGAUGGGCAAAACAUUGAACUUACCAUUUCAAAUGCUGACUCGGAACAAGACUCUGGAAACUACAAAUGUAUCGCUUCCAACACAGUUGGAAAGGCAUCGCAUGGUGCACGAGUUACUGUUGAAGUGGAUAGAGUCACAUUCGUCAAAAAGCUGAAAAAGACGGUGACGGUUGAAGAAAGUAAAUCGGUAACCUUGGAGUGCGAAACUUCUCACACCGUUUCUACCAAGUGGUUCCACAAUGGCAAAGAAAUGAGCGGAAUGGAUCACCGAGUGAUCGUUCAAGAAGGUAAGGUACACAAACUGGUCAUCAAGAAUCCAACUAUCAAGGACACCGGCAUGUACCAGUGCACCGUUAAGGAUCAGGUUACCGAAUGCAGUCUUACGGUUCUCGAAGCUAAGCCAGAGUUCAUUCGUAAAAUGGAAGAUGUUGAAACCAAGGAGAAGCAAAAUGCCGUGCUUGAGGUGGAGAUCACUUCGGAAACGGCCGAUGUUGUUUGGUACAAGGAAGGCAAGAAAAUUGUCGAAGAGAAGGGCAAAUAUGAAUUCUCGAAGAAGGGCAAAACUCGAUCGCUUCUGGUGCGCAGCACAUCGGUGCACGAUGAAGGCGAGUAUACUUGCGCCUUAGCAGAUCAAGAGUGUUCAGCUGAAGUGGUGGUAAUUGAGCUUCCACCAGAGAUCAUUACUCCACUCAAGGACGUCACUGUAGCCCGAGGAGAGAAUGCCGUAUUCGACAUUGAACUGACCAAGGGAGAUGCGUUGGUACGGUGGUAUAGAGAUGACACAGAGCUAUCGUUCAACGGACACUACCAGUUGACGAUUGACGGCAAACGUCAAACGCUCAAGAUCAUAAAGACCGUCGAUGAGGACGCUGGUGUGUACAAAUGCGUCGUCGGAGAUCAGCUAUCUACUGCUAAGCUAACCGUUGAACGGCCAUUGGUUGACUUCGUCAAGCGUUUGCCAGAUGUAACCAUUGCUACCAAACAGACUGAUGCCGUAUUCGUGGUGGAACUUUCCGAAUCCGCUGAGGUGACUUGGUACAAGAACAGCAAGAAAAUUAAGGCCUCGAGCAAAUACGAGCUCAUUGCUGACAAGAAGGUGCGCAAGUUAAUUGUGAAGAACGUUACGGAAGACGACGAAGACGAAUACACCUGCACAAUUGCAAAUGUGAAGACUUCAUCCAAAUUGAAGGUUGAGGUAAUCAAGGUCGCCCCUACAAUCUUCGACGAUGGAUCACGAACGUACACAAUCCGCAAAGAAGACGACGUCACGUUCAACGUGAAGUUCAAUGCCACACCUAAACCGGACUCUGAAUGGUACGUUAACGAAAAGCUCGUGAUACCGUCACCACGAUUCGUGCCAACGAUCGGCGAAGAAACGGCCAGUUUAACGAUCAAGAAGGUGGUGGAAUCAGACGCCGGGGAUUAUACUGUUCGAUUAGUGAACGAGUGCGGAGACGCCAGUGCAUCAUUCACGUUGAUUGUUAAGAGACAACCCGGUGCUCCAGACGCUCCGGAAGCUACUCAAAUCACCGAUGAUUCAAUUACUCUAUUCUGGAAGUCACCUGAAGACAAUGGCAACAGUACAAUUACUGAGUACUUUCUGGAAUAUCAGGAGAAGAGCAAAAAGAAGUGGACCGAGAUUACCAAUAUCUCGGAAACGACCACCACAGUCACUAAGCUAACGAAGAAUUCCGAAUACACAUUCCGUGUGACAGCAGUCAACGAGAUGGGUAAGGGACCGGCGUCACCCAACUCACCGUAUUACAAGAUUGCCGCUCCAAUCAAGAAAGAAGCUCCGGUUGUGAGCGAGCACCUCAAGGACGUGCACAUCGGACUGGAUCAAACAAUUACACUGACAUGCAUCGUAAAUGGUGUCCCGACUCCAGAAGUAUCGUGGUAUCGCAACGGAACCGCUCAAGAGAAGACAAUUACUUAUGAGAACGGAGCCGCAAAGUACGUUAUUGUGAAAACUACCAAGGAAACUAGCGGUACUUACGUUUGCAAGGCAGUCAACGAAGUCGGUAGUGUCGAAAGCAGCUGUAAGGUAGUGAUAGAAGAGAAACCUACCAUUACAGUGGAUAAGAAACAAAUCGUUCAGAAGUUGCGCGUUGGAGACGAAUGGACUGUGGUGGCCAACUUUGAAGGUUAUCCAGUUCCAGAGAUCGUCUGGUACCGCGAAGAUGAGGUCAUCGAAUCUACGGCUGAACAUACGAUUGUGACCAUUAGCAAAUCGUCAACGAUUGUCAUUGGAAAACUGGAUCGCUCCGAUAGCGGGAAAUAUGUUGUUGAAGCCAGAAACUCUGCUGGAUCGGCAAGUGUUGAGCUACAGUUGAAGGUUAUUGACAAACCAAGCAAACCAGAAGGACCAAUUAUUGUGAAGGAACUCAGUCCUGAAGCUGUAGUUAUAGAAUGGAAGCCACCAGCGGAUGAUGGAGGCUUGGAAAUUUCCCAGUACUCGAUUGAAAAGUGCGAUGAUACCAACAAAAACGCAUGGAUCAAGGUUGCCGAUGUUCAAAAGAACAUCAAAUCUUACUGCAUUCAGAAACUUCUGGAUUCCACUCAAUAUCAUUUCCGUGUGAUUGCACAGAAUCCAAUCGGUUGUUCGGAACCACUGGAGAGUGCUACUAUUACUGUCAAGCAGGUGUUGGAGCCACCAUCUCCACCACGAGGACCAAUCGAAACUUCGGGUAUGACUAGCCAUUCGUUUACGCUAUCUUGGCAACCUUCGGAGCACAACGGUGGCAGCAAGAUCACCGAGUACAUCGUUGAGAUGAAGGAAUCCAAGAAGAAGGUGUGGAAGGUCGUCGGAAGUACCAGUGCAAGCGAAACGUCGUUAUUGAUCGAGAACUUGUCUGCGAAUCGAGGCUACGACUUCAGGAUCUUUGCAAAGAACAAGAUCGGAACGAGUGAAGCACUUCAAACGGAGGAAUCGAUAGUCGCUGGCAAGGAAAUAACUCCACCAUCUGCGCCACGAAACCUGCGCAUCGUCAACGUGACCAGCAAGAGCAUCAAGCUCGAAUGGCAGCAGCCGGAAACGAACGGCGGUUCGGAUGUAACGGGUUACGUGAUCGAGAAACGGCUCACCACCUCCCAGCAAUGGACCAAGAUCAAAACUCUGGACGCCACCUGUCUCAGUUACUGCGUCGACAACCUUAAAGAAAAGUCUGAACUAGUAUUCCGUGUGUUCGCCGAGAACGUCAUCGGGCUAAGUCCGCCGGCAACUUCCGAAACAGUUACACUGAAGUCCUAUGCCACGGUGCCUUCGCCCCCGACUGGACCCCUGGAGGUGCGCUACCUGGGUCCCAACAUCAACAUUGUCGAAUGGGGAAUUCCCGAGUCCGAUGGAGGUGCGCCAUUGGAGGGAUACAACAUCGUCAUUCGCAAUAUCAAGAAGACCAUGUGGAUGGAGGUUGGCCGGGUGUCGGCCGACUGUCAGUCGUUCAACAUCAAGGACCUAGCCGAGGACGAAGAAUACCUAAUACGGAUCAUCGCGCGCAACGAGGUCGGCAACAGUGAUCCGCUCGAGUCGGAGGAACCGUACAAGGCGCAGCUGGGAGCGGCUCCCGAAGAUACCCACGACGAAACGACGCGGGACUUCACGGAACCAUCCGCAACGAACACCUCCUCCUGGCUGAGGGAGCACAACAUGACCGCAGACAUUCACAGCUACGCUCGGCACAAGCUGCUGAGAAGGCGAGAGUACUUCUUCAAGUUGUGGGUCAACGCGAAAAACCUGUUCAAAUAAACCGCCUCGAGCGAUGACAAUUCCUUACUUGAAUUCAGCAAAAAAAAUAGCUCAAAUUCGUUAACUUUAUACUAAAUAUUGAAGAAGAAGAUGUAUACAUUUGAGAGCGUCGACGAUCCCGGAGAAAGUCCUUAAACCUAACUGUAACUACAUAGCCGAUAAGACGAAGCCCCCCCAUACAUGCCUAUUUUUACAGUGUCGAUAUUUUAUACACGAGUGCCCCCCCAGUGCUUUGCAGUUGUAUGUAAAUGUUAUCCCCAAUCAAUCAUUUUGCCGGUUGAAAGAGAAAACGACUACGAUUUGUUUCAUGUAACUGUGAUACAGAAAGAGAUUUUAUUGUAGAGAAAAAGAAACUAAACAAAGCCAAUUGCGCCACUCGCUACUAGAGCAAAAAUGCAACCAUAAAUGCAAAGAGACAAAAACGAAAGAGUUUCAAACCAAUUUUAGACACAAAAAAACGAAGACGAAGCGGAGCGAUUCCCCCACAAUGGGGUUCCCCGAGCCAACAAAAAAAUCGUAAAACAAAAUGUAUCAUACCGAAAUUGUUCUAUUGCAAUAUACACAUUUUGUAUGGUUAUAGUAUAUCAUUAUAUUUAGUAGUUUGUAAAUUUUCUAAAUGUUGGAACUCUCUGCGAAUAAACGAACCGACUGCGCAGCGAUUGCCAUCAGUUGGAGAUACCGGGCAAGACCAUCAACCUUCGAGGGCAGCUGGACAAGUCAACGAACCAAACCAAAAUCAGGGAGACGAUUAAUAUAGGUGCGUACAUUAAUCGAACAACUUCUACACAGACGGACUUGGGCUGCUUUCGGUAUCUCCGAGAGAUGCAGUUGAGGCGAAGAAACAGCAAAUUCGCAAGACAAAUACAUAUUUAUUCUAUGGAAAAUUUGAGUUUCUCUCAUUUUGCCUUAUAUUGAUUUGAAUCGUAGGAAACGACAUUUUUCUGUUCACCAGUAGUGUGUUUAAUAAAAUGAGAAACGAGUAAUACAAA
Molecule: messenger RNA, 17570 nt
Organism: Aedes aegypti (yellow fever mosquito)
Lineage: Eukaryota; Metazoa; Arthropoda; Insecta; Diptera; Culicidae
Product: titin
Molecular function (GO): protein binding
Source: RefSeq, a predicted model, not a curated record